Molecule: messenger RNA, 5051 nt
Organism: Owenia fusiformis
Lineage: Eukaryota; Metazoa; Annelida; Polychaeta; Sabellida; Oweniidae
Source: the annotation of a GenBank genome assembly
GCGCCAUUGAAGAUUUCUUUGCCGUUGCUAAAAUCAACACUUCGAGAAAGUACGCGUAUCAAGCAAUACCAACUUAAUAGUAUGUUACGAAAUGAAUUCUGAAAAAUUCAGCAACUAACAAACUGAGAUAAAUAUUUCAUCAGUGAGUUGGAGAGAUCAAUAUGGAGAGAGGGUCACGUGUGAAGGGCUUGAUUGACAGCUUGGACAAAUUGAAUGUCCAAAGAGGUUUGACCCCUGAUGAUCUUCAACAGUCCCGCUAUGUUACCUCCAAGCUGCUCCAGUAUGUCUCAAACACACAAGAUAAAGUUCAUCGUGACCUGUUCUUGAAGAACAUUUCUAAUCUUGAGGUUCUCCUUUCCACCUUAGAGAACUCAUCAGACAAUUGUGUAAGACAGAAUGUACUCUAUGUUCUUAUUGAGCUCAUUGGAAAAUCACACACAGGAAAGCGUGCUACAGUUAUGGUACAACAAGGGGCCACACAGGUGCUGUUUCACUUGCUAGUGGAUGACAACAAGACUGCAGAAAAUGAUGACCUACAGAUAACAAUACAUCAAGUCCUGGCUAAGUUAGGCCCUAAAGAUCGGAAGUUUGGAGUGAAGGCAAGAUUAAGUCAGGCCCUCGCAGUAACCCUCAACAUUGUACGGAACCACACCAGCAGCCCCAAAUCCAUACAGCCUGUCCUCCAGGUCCUCAAACAGCUUGCAAACAAUGCUGUGAAUGCUUCCUACCUUGGAAAGAAUGGUGCUAUAAGUUACCUGUUUAAGAUCGUAUCUGUAUGCGGACGGAAGCACCUCACUAUAUUGAAGUGUGCUCUCGACACACUUGGGUCACUGGUCAAGUCUAAGAGUAAUUCAGCACGUGCAAUAGGUCAUGGUGGCGUACCCAUGUUGAUGUCUAGUUUCUAUGAUUGGCAUAAGGUGGACACAAAGAACAGACAUACAAAUUUACGCAAAUCUAUAUUGAACAUUCUCAAACACAUUACAAAUCUCAAAUCUGGUAGAAAAGCUCUCAUUGAGGGAGAUGGAAUCCGUAUCCUGUACACAACAUGCCAGGAAACACUGCAAGUUCGUGAAUUAGAAAGUGUCAUAUUUGUUGCCAGCCUCAUUCUGAGGAAAUGCUUCCCAAAGAACCGUCUUCCACUACAGAAUGUAUGUAGCGCCAUCUCUUGUUCUCUUCCUGAGAGUGAUUUCCAUAUCCCUGAAUCUUAUCUCAACCCAGAUCUACAAGAUCCAACAUUUUCUCACAAUGCCGCAUCAUCUACAGGUUGCCACGGAGAUGACAGCUCAUUGGAUAAUGACGAUGACAUCAGUAGUGAUGAUAAUGACGCUGCCAAACUGGAGUCUGAGGAUGACCUAGAUGGAGAGCGAGAAAGAGCUCCACCAAGUGUUCAGUCGGCCAGUGAACUUGCUGCAGCAUACAGUCAGUUCUUCCCAGAAAUAGCUGAGUUUUUGUCAACAGAAGAAGACCAAGGAGCCAAGGCAAGGGCCCCUGUAGGUAGCCAAUCAGACAGUGUUUUACAUACCCCAUAUAGAUCAUUGGCUGCGAGUGGACGCUACAGUAUGCCAAACUUGCCUAGUGCAUCGGCAGAGGAAAUCAUGCUAGGAUUUAAUGAUAUGAGCAUGCAUGAUGGGAGUAGACAUAAAGAAACUUAUACAAGGAAAAGUGAUCUGAAUAUUCGAGAUAAUAUCACUAGUGUAAACUUUGCUGGAAUGUCUAUGGAACGACGGACAUCCGAUAACCAAUCAGACAUUACAUUAGAUGAAACCGAGACUUUAGGUUUUCAAACCUCGGCUAAAGUUCCAAUUAGAAGACCCCAACAGAGUACAUCGAAUAAAAGCCCCAAAGUAAAACGAAAAGCGAAAAGAAAACAAAAAACUCAAAGUCCUUCUAAAAUGAAAUCGCCCAGCAAAAUGGACGAUUGGUUUACGUCAGAUUUGCAGUCUUCUUUAUCAAUCACCCAGAUUUCUCCUCGUGACACCAAAGAGGAAACCCCAUCUGAGGAAUCACUCAGUGAGGAAGAGGAGCCUGGGGUCUAUGAAGGACCAGAUACAUAUGCAAGUAUUGCUGCUAAAACCAAAGGUGUAGGCAGGUGGAACAAGAUUGCAUUUCCUGAUCUCCAUGGACAUAAACCACCCCCUUUCCCAGAGCCUCUCUAUGAGAGAAAGUUUGGAGUUCAAAGGUGUAAAGUUUUUGAAGACAUUGACCGCAUGAUCAACCCAGACCAAGUGAUGGAGCAUGUUGUCUUUGACCUUGAUGCCAUUGUGGCCAGCGCUGGCGACACCUAUAACUCACGAUAUUCCGUCAACUCGAACAGAGAUGCAUCAAGGAUUGGGCGUAUUGAGGACUAUUCCGACUACCUCAAGUUUAACUCACAAUUUGAGAGUGGCAACCUUAGGAAGGCAAUACAGGUUAGAGAGCUGGAGUAUGACUUGAUCCUGAGUCCUGAUGUUAACACCAACCACCAUCACCAAUGGUUUUACUUUGAAGUGAGCAAUAUGAAAGCAGGCAUGAAGUACAGGUUCAACAUUGUGAACUGUGAGAAAGUCAACAGCCAGUUCAACUUUGGUAUGCAGCCUGUCAUGUUUUCCGUGAGAGAAGCUAUGGAGGGACGGCCAUAUUGGACUCGUGUAGGCUCAGAGAUCUGUUACUAUAGAAACCAUUUUACACGCAGCUCCCAGGUGACGGGUGGAGUGAAGGGAAAGUCAUAUUACACCACUACUUUUACAAUCAUGUUUCCGCACACUAGAGAUGUCUGCUAUUUAGCUUAUCAUUUCCCUUACACAUAUUCAACACUUCAGGCUAAUCUAUUCAAAUGGAGCAAUAUUUACGACAAGCAAUCCAUAUACUACAGGCAGCAAACAUUGACGCACACACUCACUGGCAAUCCAGUCCCGCUACUCACUAUCACAGCUUACCCCACUUCACAAGACCAAGAGGGACUCGACCAGUUUAGGUCAAGGCCAUAUAUAUUCUUGUCUGCCAGAGUGCAUCCAGGAGAAAGCAAUGCUAGCUGGGUAAUGAAAGGUUCUCUUGACUUGCUGUUGAGCAGUAAACCCCAAGCCCAGCAGUUGAGGGAGAUGUAUAUAUUCAAGGUGGUCCCUAUGCUGAACCCUGAUGGUGUCAUCAAUGGAACGCACAGAUGUUCCAUGGUAGCUGAAGACUUAAACCGCCGCUGGUUACAUCCAUGUCCAAAGCUUCACCCUACCAUAUACCACACUAAGGGCUUGUUGCAGUACAUGCAGAGUAUUAAUAAAGCUCCAUUGGUGUUCUGUGAUUACCACGGUCACUCUAGGAGAAAGAAUGUGUUUAUGUAUGGCUGUAGCCCAAGUAUGUCCUGGAUGAAUGAAGACCUUGACAAUCCAGCUAUCAGCAGCAAUAAGGUGGAAGACACUGGCUACAAGACUCUGCCCAGACUUCUACAGAGUAGUGCAGCUUCCUUCUCUCUUGGUAACUGUAGCUUUAUGGUUGAGAAAUCGAAGGAGGCCACAGCUAGGGUGGUGGUCUGGAGACAAAUUGGGGUGGUGCGCAGUUACACCAUGGAGAGCACCUAUUGCGGUUGUGACCAAGGAGCAUACAGGGGUAACCAUAUCAACACUAGGAUGUUAGAGGAGAUGGGCCGCAAAUUCUGUGAAGCACUACUGAAGGUACGGAGCAGACAUGCAAAGCUGGCUAGCUUUGGUAGCUUGGCAGGGGCACUGGCCAGUGACAGCAAUAUCAGUAUACACUCAGACCCUUGUGAAGGAGCCAUGGCUUUCCCAUCAGUCCCCAGCUCUUCCAAAGAUUUUGAGCUCCAGGAGAGUGACUCUUCCAGUAAUAGUGACAGUCAAUGUAGUGACUCGGAUGAACUUGAUGACAUGGAGGAAGUAGAGGGAAUUAUGGGUGAUGAAGGAGUCUAUGAAUACCCAUAAUGCAAUAGGAAGAAAAAUCAACAUUUUUGGUUGGGUUGUGAUUCUAUAGAACCAGUAUCAUUUUGCAAGGAAUGUAUAAAUAUUCAAUAUGCCUUACAAUUUCCUCUUAUACACUUGAUGGGCACUUUUCUAAUCUGUUAUUAUUUAUUCUAAGGAUCUUGAUUUUGUGGAUAUACCUGAGAGGUUACAUAUUACAAUUACAUGUAUGUACAAUAUUAAUCAAGAGUGUCAGUCAAAACAAAAUGCUUUAAUAUAUAAUGUAGCUAAUUGAACUUAAUUUCCUCUAUGUUUAAUUUAAUAGGGUGUUUGCAAUAAAGGUACGCAUGUCUAGGAGGCAGGUCAUGAUUUUGAUUUUAUCCAAUAGAUGUCGUUUAUUGCAUUUCAGACAGAUUACUAAAGAACAUCCCUUCAUUUUCUUCAUAUUUAAAGCCACUUCCCUUUACGACUUAUUUAACUUACAAAAUAUAAUGGAUGUUUAGUUUACCCUCCUUGUUUACAUUGCUAUAAUGACAUUGUCCAUUGGAAUCAAAGGGAUUCAAGAAAACCCAUACAGUUGUUUACAUUGUAAACAAAUGUAUUUAUGAGUAAAAAGUAAUUGACAUUUCAACUUAUCAUUAUUAUUGUACUAUUAUAUGUAUUUUACAAGUUCCGGUAUUGUUUUAGUUACAUUUCAUAAAUUAAAUUCAAAACCAUAAGAAGGAACAUAGAAGAAUCAAUGAACUGUGAUAGCUUAUUUAUGUAAUUAUGCAAAAGGUUCUGAACCAGGUUUAUUCAAAUGCUUUCUAUUAAAGAUUGUUGUUAAUUAUUUUGUGUGUAUUUUGAUAUGUGAUGAAAUAUAUUGAAACAUUACCAGUUCAGUUCAUUUAACAUGUUAAUGCCUCUUUCAUUAUUUUGAAAAAAUUGAAGCUAUAAAUGCAAUGGGUGGAUAUUUGUCGAGAGUAUAUGGGGAGGGAUUUUAUUUGGAAAAAAUGUCAAUGAACUUCAUUAAAUGUAUUUUUAAAUCAUAUGCCUAUAUUUCAUGAAAAUAUGGAGUAUGAAUGAAAACCAUAUUGAUAAACGCACAAGGUAUUAUACCCUAAUUAAAUUAUUUUGAUUUUAUUAGUGUUUAGAAUUUUUUGUACAUCUGUGUUAUAUUAUGUAGAG